Molecule: messenger RNA, 942 nt
Organism: Fraxinus pennsylvanica
Lineage: Eukaryota; Viridiplantae; Streptophyta; Magnoliopsida; Lamiales; Oleaceae
Source: the annotation of a GenBank genome assembly
AUGGGGAUCAAUGCUUGUACUGAGUUUCAGCGGCAACAAAAGUUCCAUCAGUCGCACCAACUCAAUGCCCACAAGAAAAUGAUAAGGGAAAUACAAAUCCCACCAAGAAAACUCCAUCGCCGCCAUUUAGCAGCGGCGCAGGCGCUUUAUCACGACGGUGGUGGUGCCACAUACAUGUUCAUGGAUUCUUCCGAUCAGAGCUCCCUUUCCAAAAAACACUUACCGUAUAAUGACGAUGACGAUGAGAAGAAUCCUUUCACCUCGGACUAUUUCAGAAUGUACGAGUUCAAGGUCCGUAUGUGCCCGCAAGGCGGUAGCCACGACUGGACGAGCUGCCCCUUCGCACACCCUGGUGAGAAGGCCCGCCGUCGAGAUCCUCGGAAGUAUCAUUACACCGGAACUAUCUGCUCGGAGUUCCGCAAAGGCCAUUGCAGGCGCGGUGAAAGCUGUGAAUUUGCACAUGGAAUUUUUGAGUCUUGGCUUCAUCCAACUCGUUAUCGAACUGAGGCUUGCAAAGAUGGCCGCUAUUGUUACCGAAGGGUCUGUUUUUUCGCACAUACUCCAAGCCAGAUUCGCCUUUUGCCGGAGGAAUAUUCAUCUCCGAUGAAUUCUCCGGUUACUCAUGUGAAUCAUUGCUGUGGCUGCUGCCGUCAUUCUAAUAAUACGAUCUUGGCUUCUCAUAACUCGACUUUGACUGGCGUUUCGCCGGAAAAAGAAAGGGAAUUUCCACUCCUUUCUAGGUACGAAAGUUUCGAGUACUCCAAUGCUCCGGCCGAGCUGAAUUCUAUCGGGACGAGCUACGCCGAUAAUCUAACUGAUUUGCUGAACUCUUUAGAGGCAAUGAAAGUCCACGAAACUUCUUCCUCAGCCAAGAAAGGAAAAGCGCCUAUGAUCGAACCUGAUCUGAAGUGGAUCAGUGACCUGAUGGACUCCGUGGAUUGA